AGAAAAGAAUAAACAAAUUCAAAUUAAAGAUGACAUUAUAAAAGAAAAUGAACAACAAAUAUCCGAUAAAGAUAAAGAACUUGAAGAAAAGGAUCAACAACUAAAUAAAAACAUUGAAAUUAUCAAAGAUAAAGAUCAAGAAAUUAGAGAUAAGGACCAAUUACUUGAAGAAAAAGAAAAAGAAAUUAAUUGCAUAAAAUCAAAUUUAGAAAGUGAUAAUCAACAAAUAUUACUUGAAAAAGAUAAACAAAUUAGUGACAAAGAAAAAACUAUCAAAGAUAAAGAUCAACAAUUAAUUGAAAAGAAUCAAAAACUCCAAGAUAUAGAAAACUCAAUUAUUGAAAAAGAUAAACAAAUAAAUGAAAAAGAUCAACAACUUCAAGUUAAACAAGACUCAAUCAGUGAAAAGGAUAAAGAGUUAAAUGAAAAGAGUCAACAAUUGGAUGAAAAAGAUAGAGAGUUAAAUGAAAAGAAUAGUUUGUUAGUUGAAAAAGAUAGAGAAUUACAUCAAAAGGAUAAUGAAAUACAAAAUAUUAAAUCAAAUUUAACAAGUGGCAACCAACAACAAUUGGAUGAAAAGGAUAAUCAAAUCAAAGAAAGAGACCAAAGAAUUCAAGAUAAGGAAAAUGAUAUUCAAGAAAAGAAUAAACAAAUCAGUGAAAAGGAAAAUAAUAUUCAAGAAAAACAAAAAUCAAUUGAGGAUAAAGAACAAAAAAUUAAAGAAUUGCUUGAAAAGAUUCAAGAUAAAGACCAACAACUUGAACAACAAUCAAAGAGUGACAUAAGUAAAAAUGAUCAAAUUAAGCAACACCAACAACUACUUGAUGAUAAUAAUCAAAAACACCAGCAAUUACUCGAUGAAAAACAAAAAGAAAUAGAAUGCCAGUUAUCUAACGUCAAAGAAAAAGAGCAGUUAAUUGAAGAUAAAGAUAAAAUUAUUAAUGAAAAGCAACAAAACCUUGAUAAUAAGAUUCAACUAAUUAAAGAAAGAGAUGAUUUGUUAAAAGAAAAAGAAAAGGAAUUAGAAAUCAUCAAAGAAAAAUUAGAUCAAAUAAAUAGCGAAGAUAGCAUUGGUAAACUUAAUCGUGUUAUUGAGGAGCGUCAUUCUCUUAGAUUACAAAUAGAAGAAAAGGAUAAUAUCAUCAAAACUAUUCAAGAUAAACAAGAAAAGUCUCUAUCAUCUAUAGAAUCAUUAAAGAUUGAAUCUAAAGGUUACCAAGAUAAACUUUCUCAAUUAGAACAAUCAAAUAGUACUCUCAAAUUAGAUUUGGAUGCCAAUAAUAAAUCAAUUGACAAUAAAGACAAUGAAAUCAAAGAAAAGAACAAGUUAAUUGAUAAGCUAAAUAAAGAUUUAUUAGAUGCCGCAUCAUCUUCAACACCAUCCUCAGAAUCCACUCCUCAGAAUCCAAACCAAGAAGAGCUUGAUACAAAAGUUCAAGAUGCUAUUAGAAAGAACCAUUCUACAAUCAAAAAGAAUAAUAUUAAAGUUUAUAAAUUGGAUGGUGGUGAUUAUAUUAUUAAUUCAAUUGUUUAUAAAAUGGAUUUAGAUAAAGAUGGUAUUUUAUUGGCAGAAUCAAUUGAAGAUGGAGAAGUUUGUCCAAUUGAUAAAUGUUUCGACAAACCAAAUCAACAAGGUAAAUCUAAAAAAGAUUCAUUCCCAUAUUUAUUACUUUUGGGUGGUAUCAUUAUCUUAUCCUCAGUCCUUUACAACUCUUACCCAAAGAAUUUAUUUUAUGAAAAACCAACUUAAAGAUAUGAUUUUUUUUAGUAAUAAUUAGUUUAAAUAAACAUUUUGCUUUUUUAAAUUUAAAUAUAUAAAUUUUAUUUUGUUUUACUAU
Molecule: messenger RNA, 1838 nt
Organism: Dictyostelium purpureum
Lineage: Eukaryota; Evosea; Eumycetozoa; Dictyosteliales; Dictyosteliaceae
Exons: 1
Coding region: 1554-1778 (74 amino acids)
Source: RefSeq, a predicted model, not a curated record